This is a messenger RNA of Glycine soja, 780 nucleotides long. Its product is annotated as transcription repressor OFP7-like. Gene Ontology annotation, biological process: negative regulation of DNA-templated transcription. NCBI's taxonomy places the organism in Eukaryota, Viridiplantae, Streptophyta, Magnoliopsida, Fabales, Fabaceae. The transcript has a single exon. The record is from RefSeq and is a predicted model, not a curated record. The coding region runs from base 1 to 780 and encodes 259 amino acids.
AUGGCCAAACGCUUCAAAUUGAAGUUCAAUAUCCCUUCAUUUCAAAUGUGUCGCUCAAAAGACCCUUCCUCUUUCCCUGGAAAUCCCGUUCCUGCCAUAUACCGUCUUUCUCCCGUUAACCACAACGCGCGUCACACGAGACAUCCAAGCAUUCCUUCUCCGUCACCGUCAAAGAUAACGUCCAUCGCGCAGGGAUGCAAAAUGUGCCAUGACAAGCAGAGUUUGAAGAAACUGAAAUCCAUCAGAGGCCGGAAAAGCACGUCCAGCGUUCCGUCGAGGCGAAGCGAUUUUCGAAUCGACAACAUCGAGGAAGAGGAGAGCGAGACUCUGAUUUCUUGCAUGACAAGUUUCUCCGACGAGUUUUGUCUCGGCGAGGAGAAGGAGCUAAGUACUGGUAGUAGCAGCCAGAGAAGGAAGAUGAGCAGCGUAAAGAAGGUUCGGAGUGUGAGGUUUCAGAGUUCGGAGAAACGGAGAGGAGCGGAGGUGAAGAAGACGACGGUGACACGGAAAAGUGUGGAGGGGAAGGUGAGGGAGAGUUUUGCGGUAGUGAAGAAGUCAAAGGAUCCUUAUGAAGACUUCAAGAAAUCGAUGAUGGAGAUGAUAACGGAGAUGGAGAUGUCUGAGGCCGAAGAUUUGGAGCAGCUUUUGCAGUGUUUCUUGGCUUUGAACUCUCGGAGUCAUCAUGCAGUUAUUGUGCGGGCUUUCAUGGAGAUUUGGCAACAAAUGUUCUUUUGGAACCCUACGUCAAUGAAAAAUCUCCAAACAGAUCUGGAAAAGUAA